Messenger RNA from Cornus florida, 1887 nucleotides. RefSeq names its product receptor kinase-like protein Xa21. The coding region runs from base 1 to 1887 and encodes 628 amino acids. The record is from RefSeq and is a predicted model, not a curated record. Gene Ontology annotation, molecular function: protein binding. Lineage: Eukaryota; Viridiplantae; Streptophyta; Magnoliopsida; Cornales; Cornaceae. The transcript is spliced from 3 exons.
AUGAGUCUAAUGCCUCUCGGCUCCUUCAGACUAGGAACACUAUUUCUAGUGUUAACCACAUUACUGCAUAUGAUCAUAAGUAUCCUCCCCAAUGCCACUGCCAGUACUAGUAGCUUUAAUGUAGACGAGACAGAUCGUCUUGCCUUGCUGGAGUUCCAGUCAAACAUGAGCUCGAGGAAUGAUUCUUCCCAUUUCUGCGAGUGGGAAGGUGUUACAUGCGGUCAUCGCCAUAGAAGAGUCACCACAUUAAAUGUGUCAUCCAAAGGCUUGGCGUUGCCUCCUUAUGUACGAAACUUAAGCUUCCUUCGGGACCUAACGCUCUACAACAACACCCUUCAAGGUGAAAUCCCUCCUCAACUUGGUCAAUUGUUCAGGCAGCAGAGAUUGUUCCUCAACAACAACAGCAUUGAAGAAGAAAUCCCAGCUAACCUAUCAAACUGCUUUAGCCUCACAUACCUUCGUGUAGACUAUAAUAGCCUAGUUGGGAAACUAACACAAGAACUUGGUUCACUGUCCAAGCUCAAACUUCUUGUCAUUCAUGUUAACUAUUUAACGGGCGAGAUCCCUCCUUCCAUUACCAAUCUUACUUCUCUAGAAAGUCUCUCUGCCUUUCAAAAUCGCUUCAUGGGAAAUAUUCCAGAUGCUUUGGGUCAAUUGAAACAAAUAAGCGGAAUUGGGUUAUGUCACAAUAAUUUCUCUGGUAUGAUACCUACUUCAAUGUAUAAUCUAUCCUUGUUUACUAUUAUUUCUUUGUGUGAAAAUCAACUUCAAGGUAGUCUUCCUCCGAGCUUUGGUUUGAUGCUACCGCAUCUCCAAAUACUUCAAUUAUUGGGUAACCAAUUUUCCGGACCUCUUCCAUUCUCAUUGUCCAAUUGUCCAAAUCUAGAUUGGCUUGAACUGUCGGAAAAAAACGUUCAAUGCAAUUUGGAAAUAUUUGCUAUAGCAAAUAACCAAUUAAGAGGGAUAUUACCAAACUCUGUGGGCAAUCUCACUAAACAACUUCUUGGGCUAUCGCUUGGUGGGAAUUUUAUACAUGGAAACCUCCCUUCAGCCAUAUUUAACCUUAUCAACCUGAAUUUCUUAGGCCUAGACUAUAACGAAUUCACGGGUAAUAUUCCAGCUAAUAUUGGUAAUCUUCAAAAUUUAAAACAAUUGAAUCUUGGAAUAAACAACUUCUCUGGAGAAAUUUCAUAUUAUAUUGGAAACUUGUCAUUGUUGAUCGAGCUUUACAUGCAGGAUAACAGACUAGAGGGAAAUAUUCCCUCAAGUCUUCGAAACUGCAAAAAUUUAAUAAACCUAGACCUUUCUCAAAAUAACCUUAGUGGAACCAUACCCAAACAACUUAUUAGAAUUUCAGGUUUAUCAAUUUCGCUAAAUCUAGCUCAGAACCAUUUGUUUGGGUCCCUACCUUCAGACAUUGUCAACCUAAAAAAUUUAGUGGAAUUGGAAAUAUCUGAGAAUGAGUUGUCCGAUGAAAUUCCAAGUAGCCUCGGUAGUUGUACCAGCCUCCAAAAUCUAUAUAUGAUGGGGAACUUCUUUAAUGGAUCUAUUCCUUUUUCAUUGAGUUACUUGAGAGGCCACCAGAAUUUCAAUCUUUCUCAUAACAAUUUGUCUGGAAGAAUUCCUGCAUCCUUUGAUCAAUUUUCCUUGAAGAAUUUUAAUUUAUCCUUCAAUGAUUUCGAGGGUGAGGUACCAAUUGGAGGAGUUUUCGCAAACGCUAGUGCUAUCUCAGUUGUUGGAAAUAAUAGGCUUUGCGGGGGUAUACCUGAUCUACAACUACCCAAAUGCAUCAUCAAAGAAUCGAAGAAAUGGAAAAGACUCCUCAAAGCAACUGAUGGGUUUUCUUCAGCAAAUUUGGUUGGUGUGGGUAGUUAUGGCUCUGUCUAA